AUGGCAGGAAGCGGAAUAUUUACCACUGGGCCGUACCAUAUCCUUGCAUAUGGUACGCUUCUCGGCACCACCUUUUGGCAUUUCGCCGCCGUUCAGUCUCGACUAUUCCCCAUCUACUUCACCGUCCAAACGGCUGCCCCGGUCAUCCUCGCCGCGACGUAUCCCAGAAACGAAGGAGGUUCACUCGGCCUCAGCGGCGUUCUUGACCCAGCCAACCGGUGGUCAGUGCUGAGCCCCAUUGCCGCUAUCUUCGCUUCAGCGCUCCUGAACUUUGUCGUUCUCCUCCCUGCCACGAUCAAGGUCAUGGUGAAGCGAAGAGACCAAGAGAAAAAGGAUGGCAAGAAGUCGUGGGAGCCGGCACCCCACUCUCAAGAGAUGAUUGCGCUGAACAAGCAGUUUGGCAAGCUUCAUGGCAUCUCCUCCCUCCUCAACUUGACCACCUUCAUUGGCACCAUUACGAAUGCCGAUCCGGUCGCCUCCGGGAGCGGUGACUCAACCGCCAUCAAUGAAUUCUUGGACAAAUUCGAUGUGUUCCUCUUCGAUUGCGAUGGCGUUCUAUGGUCGGGCGACCACGUCUUCGAGGGUAUCCCCGAGACCUUGAGCCUCCUCCGAUCAAAGGUCGUCUUCGUGACCAACAACUCCACCAAAUCCCGCCAAGACUACGUCAAGAAGCUCACCGACCUCGGCAUCGACGCCCAAGUCGACGACGUUUUCGGCUCGUCCUACUCCUCCGCCGUGUACAUCGCUCGCAUCCUCGAGCUCCCCGCCGGCAAGCCCAAGGUCUUCGUCGUCGGCGAAGCCGGCAUCGAGACGGAGCUGCGCGCCGAAAACGUCCCCUUUAUCGGCGGCACCGAUCCCGCCCUGCGCCGCGACAUCACCCCCGACGACUACCGCGGCCUCGCCGACGGCUCCCUCCUCGAUCCCGAGGUCGGCGCCGUGCUCGUCGGCCUCGAUUUUCACAUCAACUACCUCAAGAUGGCCACCGCCUUCCAGUACCUCCGUCGCGGCGCCGCCUUCCUCGCUACCAACCGCGACAGCACCCUGCCCAAUAGCCACUCCUUCUUCCCCGGCGCCGGCGCCAUCUCUAUCCCCUUUGUCCACAUGCUCGGCGGCGUUGAGCCCACCAGCUUUGGCAAGCCUAGCCAAGCCAUGAUGGAUGCUAUCGAGGGCAAGUUCAAGCUCGAUCGCUCGAGGACCUGCAUGGUUGGUGACCGCCUCAACACCGACAUCCAGUUCGGUAUCGAAGGCCGGCUUGGCGGUACUCUUGCCGUGCUGACGGGCGUCAAUAAGAAGGAGGACUGGGAGAUGGAGGGGCCACCGUCGUUCCCCACUACUAUGUAG
Parascedosporium putredinis is the source of this 1341-nucleotide messenger RNA. The record is from the annotation of a GenBank genome assembly. NCBI's taxonomy places the organism in Eukaryota, Fungi, Ascomycota, Sordariomycetes, Microascales, Microascaceae.